This is a messenger RNA of Lactuca virosa, 2803 nucleotides long. The record is from the annotation of a GenBank genome assembly. Lineage: Eukaryota; Viridiplantae; Streptophyta; Magnoliopsida; Asterales; Asteraceae.
UAAAUAACCUAAAAAAUAUUAUGCUUUAAGACAAAGCCCUCUUAUCAUUGGUGGAGAAUUCCGGGACCCGGUCCGGCGAACAGUAACGGUCAUCACACAACAAGCAACGGUGUCCACGGUUGGAUUAUUCAUCCCAACCUCCGAGCAAACCCAUUUCUUAAUCAAACAAGCCGCGCCAUAAUUUCUCAAAUAGAUUAGCGAUUGCUUCUUCUAAUUUGAUCACACUCAUCGAUUUCCCCUAAAUCGUUCAUGGCUCACGACGUAGAAAAAUCAACCUCCGUCCCACCAAUAGAACCGCCACUCGGCUCCACCGUGAUCCCAGUAGUGAACAAGCUUCGUGAAGUACUGGCAAAGGUCGGUGGGGGAGAUUCGGAAUUAGAGUUGCCGCAGGUGGCUGUCGUUGGCAGCCAAAGCAGCGGGAAGUCGAGUGUUUUAGAAGCCCUUGUCGGCCGUGAUUUCUUACCCAGGGGUUCCGAUAUUUGCACUCGUCGUCCCCUGCUUUUGCAGUUAGUACGGAGUAAUGAAGAAGCCGGUGAAUUUGGCGAGUUUUGGCACUUGCCAGGGAGGAAGUUCUUUGAUUUCUCCCAGAUUCGUGCAGAAAUUCAGGCUGAAACUGAGAGGGAAGCAGGAGGUAAUAAGAGGGUUUCAAACAAACAGAUUUGCUUGAAGAUCUAUUCACACAGAGUUCUUGACAUGACAUUGGUUGAUCUUCCUGGAAUGACAAAGGUUCCAGUAGGAGACCAGCCAUUGGACAUUGAAGCACAAAUCCGUGAAAUGAUACUCUCCUACAUUAAGCAGCCACGUUGUAUAAUCUUAGCCAUUACACCUGCAAAUUCAGAUUUGGCAAAUUCAGAUGCACUUCAAAUGGCAGGGAUAGCUGAUCCUGAUGGUCAUCGUACAAUUGGUGUAAUUACAAAGUUGGAUAUUAUGGACAGAGGCACUGAUGCCUGCAAUCUUUUGCUUGGCAAAACAAUUCCUCUUAAACUUGGUUAUGUUGGUGUUGUCAAUCGUUGUCAAGAGGAUAUUAAGCUUAAUCGUGGAAUUCAUGAUGCACUUGUAUCUGAAGAGGCUUUCUUCCAAAGUCAUCCAGUGUAUAAUAGAGUGGCAGAUUGCUGUGGGAUCCCUAAAUUGGCCAAGAAAUUGAAUAAAAUUUUUGUACAACAUAUCUUGAAAAUGCUUCCAGAUUUGAAGUCUAGCAUUCGGUCUAAAUUAGCUAUUGCUUCCAAGGAGCAUUCUAAUUAUGGACACCUUCCACGAAAACCUGAUCAAGGAUCAUUGGUUCUAAACAUUCUUCUCAAGUACUCCAAAGCUUUUGUGUCAAUGGUUGAUGGAAGAAAUGAAGAAAAGUUAACAUCUGAGGUGUAUGGUGGUGCAAGAAUUCAUUAUAUCUUCCAAUCAAUAUUCGUGAGCCGAUUGGAAGAAGUUGAUCCAUUUGAGAGAUUAACUGAUCAAGACAUCCGCACUGCAAUCCACAAUGCAACUGGUCCUAGAUCCGCUUUAUUCGUGCCUGAGGUUCCAUUUCAAGUUUUGGUUCGAAGACAAAUAGCUCGGUUGUUGGAUCCUUGUCUUCAAUGUGCUAGACUUGUAUACAAUGAAUUAGUAAAGAUCAGCCAUAGUUGUCUAGUGCAUGAACUACAACGGUUUCCUGUUCUUAAGAUGCACAUUAAUGACAUUGUUGGGAGUUUUUUGUUUGAAGGUCUUCAACCUUCACAAACAAUGAUUGGACACUUAGUUGAAAUGGAGAUUGAUCAUAUAAACACAUCACAUCCGAAUUUUAUUGGAGGAAAUAAAGCAGUGGAGGUUGCUUCACAUCAAGUUAGGUCAUAUAGGUUGGGUUCAACAACACCUAGGACAAGGGAUGGGGAAGAUUCUGAAGCUUCCGGAAGCAAUCGGAGAUCUACUGCUAUUGUUGUUAGAUCUCCUACCAAUGGAAUAGUUCCUGAUCAGGGAGUAAGAUCGGUUGCAGAUAUUGAGAAAAACGGAUCACCUGGAAGUGAGAGGAGUUCAAAUUGGAUAAUUUCGUCAUUUUUUCGUGGGAAAGAGGUUCAAAGCCGAGGAAUAGAUGCUUCCGGAAGCAACUCUGACAAUGGAAUCCUUAAUCACAAGGAGCCUGGUUCAUCUAUAAUACAUCUUAGAGAGCCACCAUUAAUGUUGAAUUCAUCAGAAAUGCAUUCAGAACAUGAAGCUGUUGCAUUGGCAGUUACAAAACAGUUAUUGGAAUCAUAUUAUACAAUUGUUAGGAAAAAGAUCCAAGAUUCUGUUCCUAAAGCAGUCAUGCACUUUUUGGUGAAUCACACAAAGAGAGAGCUAUGCAAUGUCUUAAUUGAGAAUAUAUACAGGGAGAGUCUUUUCCAAAACUUGCUACAAGAAGCUGAUGAUGUAUCUUUAAAGAGGAAGCAUGUUGAAGAAACUCUCAUAGCUCUUCAAGAGGCCUCAAAACUAUUAGAUGAGUUACCAAUCGAAUCUGCAACAGUCUAAACAUAAGGGUAAAAUGGUCAUUUGUUUGUAUUCAGACAGUUGAUUCGGUCAAAAAAAAGAAAGAGUCAUGUGUAUACAAACGUUUUAUCCAUACAAGAGUUAAGAGGACAAGGUCAUAAUCGACUUUUCCUAAGCAGAAUGAGUGAGCAAUUUGAAGGUAGGCUUUGAUCUUUGGCAUUAUAUUCUUAUAAUGUUGUACAUAAUUUUUUAUUAUGACCAAAACAUUUCAAGGUUUUGUAGUCGAUUGGAUGUUAUUGUUGUAUUGGGUUUUUUAAAAUAAUUGUAACGAAGUUAUUACAGUUGACAAAAGCAUAGUGAAAAUACG